Aureobasidium pullulans EXF-150 is the source of this 1488-nucleotide messenger RNA. Its product is annotated as MFS general substrate transporter. Gene Ontology annotation, molecular function: transmembrane transporter activity. Gene Ontology annotation, biological process: transmembrane transport. Lineage: Eukaryota; Fungi; Ascomycota; Dothideomycetes; Dothideales; Saccotheciaceae. Gene Ontology annotation, cellular component: membrane. The record is from RefSeq and is a predicted model, not a curated record. The coding region runs from base 1 to 1488 and encodes 495 amino acids. The transcript is spliced from 5 exons.
AUGGAUCUCAAGACCGGAGAAGUCAUCGAAGACCUCGACGCCGCAGAAGUGUUUCUCCGCCAACACAAUUUCUCACACGCCUACCUUGCCGAGAUCCUUCAAGACGAAGCCGCUUGCAAAAAGCUCGUUCGCAAAGUCAAUUGGACAUUGAUGCCAUUGCUGUGCGGAACAUAUUUGCUACAAUAUAUCGAUAAACAAGCAUUGAGUUACUCUGCUGUCUUUGAUCUCUUCACCAGUACUGGCACUACCAGUGAUGAAUACUCUUGGUUGACGAGUAUAUUCUAUUUUGGCUACUUGGUGUCAGAAUGGCCCAGUAGUUACUUGGCGCAGCAUUUCCCAACUGGAACGGUCUUGAGUUGUUUCGUUACGAUUUGGGGUAGUGUGUUGAUGUUGACGGCGGCGUGUUCGAACUUUACUGGACUGGCGAUUUGCCGAUUCAUCUUGGGUUGCUUUGAAGCUCCAAUUACACCUUGCUUCAUGAUGUUGGUCGGCAUGUGGUUUACACGAAAGGAACAACCUUCUCGUGCGGGUAUCUUCUACUGCUUCAACGGCGUUGGAAGUAUGGUUGGUGGUAUCCUCUUCUAUGGUGUCGGUCAGCUCGACGGCUUUCCAGUCUGGAGAGUCAUCUUCUUGCUCUGUGGAGGCUUGACAAUCAUCUGGGGCAUUGUCCUAUUCUUCUUCCUCCCCAACAACAUCAUGACUGCAAAGUUCUUCUCGCCAGAGGAGAAAGCGUUGCUCAUCGCCCGCAGCCAGACCAACCGCACAGGAGUUUACAACCCCAAGAUCAAGAUGUCUCAGGUCAAGGAAGCCCUGUUGGACCCUCAGAUCUGGAUCUUGUUCUUGUUCGUGUUGUGCAACGAGGGAAUCAACGGAGGUUUCGCCAACUUCGGCAAGCUGAUCGUCAAGGGUAUCGCUCAUGGUGAUGCUCUAAAAACGACAGCAUAUGGCAUUCCAUCGGGUGGAUUUCAAGUAUUCUUCGUCUUCACCGGACCGUAUCUUGCGUCCAAGUUCAAGAACAUCCGCACAUAUAUUAUGGCGUUGUACCUCCUGCCAACAAUCAUCGGCACCAGUCUUGUUUGGAAGCUGCCGAGAAGCAACUCAAACGGUCUUCUGGUCUCAUACUACCUGAUUGGCUCAUUCGUCGCAUCCCUGGUACUGGCCCUGCAGAUGCCGGCGAACAACGUCGCAGGCUACACCAAGAGAGUCACGUCGACAGCAUUCGUGUUCCUGGCGUAUUGUAUUGGUAACAUCUGCGGACCCCAUGCUUUCCUGGCAGCCGAGGCACCCGUAUACCAGACAGGUUGCAAAUUCAUCAUCGCAUGCGCAGUAAUUCAAUUGGCUCUGGUAGUCGCUUUGAGAAUGUUGCUGAUGCAACGCAACAAGAAGAGAGAUGCAGAGUUCGGGCUCGUGUCUGACAUGGACACAAGUGAGGAGACGAUUGAAGAUCUGACAGAUUUCGAAAACCCUCGGUUCAGAUAUUCGUACUGA